Messenger RNA from Magnolia sinica, 1137 nucleotides. RefSeq names its product rho GDP-dissociation inhibitor 1-like. Gene Ontology annotation, biological process: Rho protein signal transduction. Gene Ontology annotation, cellular component: cytoplasm; membrane; cytosol. Gene Ontology annotation, molecular function: Rho GDP-dissociation inhibitor activity; protein binding. Bases 158 to 859 code for a protein of 233 amino acids. The record is from RefSeq and is a predicted model, not a curated record. The transcript is spliced from 5 exons. Lineage: Eukaryota; Viridiplantae; Streptophyta; Magnoliopsida; Magnoliales; Magnoliaceae.
CGCUGACAUCCCCCGAAAAGAUAUAGCGUCAAAUACAUACGAAAACCCGUAUAAAUAUACGUAGUGGAAGGGUAGAUGGGCUUUCUUUCUAUAAGACUGUUGUUUUGGUCAGAGGGAGGGAGGAUUUUGGUAUUGGCCCACUUGGGCAGUGGUGUUGAUGGAGGGUGGGAGAGUAGAAGCAGGGCCCUCUGCUUCUUGGGUUUGUAGAGAGAUGAUUUCUGAUGACAGAAAUGGAGUUUCAGAGAAGAAAGAGAAAGGUGGUGGUGAUGAAGAUGUUGUGGUGGUGAUGGAAGAAGAAGAAGAAGAAGGUGAUGAUGGGAAUGCUGCUGGUUUUGUUCCUGGCCCUUUGAUUCCUCUCAAAGAACAGCUGGAGAAAGACAAGGAAGAUGAGAGUUUAAAGAGGUGGAAGGAGAAGCUUCUUGGUUUUGUUGAAGGAGAUUUAAAUGACCAAAUGGAACCUGAAGUUACAUUCCAUUCCUUAGGAAUAGUAACUGAGGACUCUGCCGAGAUAAAUACACCCUUACCGGUCAAUGAGAAUCGGAAGAGUGUCUUGUUUACUCUCAAGGAAGGAUCUCCGUAUUGUCUCAAGUUGACAUUCACCGUCUCGCACAAUAUCGUCUCUGGCUUAACCUAUUCAAACACAGUAUGGAAGGGGGGGCUUCAAGUUGAUCAAUGCAAAGGCAUGUUGGGUACCUUUGCUCCACAGCGGGAUCCCUAUAUUCAUACCCUGGAAGAGGAGACAACUCCGUCUGGUUUGCUUGCUAGAGGAAUUUACGUGGCGAAGCUUAAGUUUGAAGAUGAUGACAGAAGAUGUUAUCUGGAACUUGAUUAUUCCUUCGAGAUCAAGAAGCGCCGCUGAUGAAGCGCCGACGCAGGGACUCUGAGCUGUUUUUUUAACUUUUCAUUACAUGAACUAUUACGAAGGAGAGAUGGAUUGUGAGAAUGUGAGUCACGUUGUUCAUAAAAAUAUAAUGUGAAGGAGAGAUGGACAGAGAAUUUUAGCAAAUCACAUUGUUCAUGAAAAUACAAUUUAAAUGUCUGUUUAGCACGCCACACGUUUAUUGGUACUUUGUUGCCGUUGCCUUAGCAGCAGGCAUUUAAUAACAUAGAUUCCUUUGAAUUAUCACAAAUAUUCAA